AUGGAGACACUCAAUAGGACGGGGGUCCCCGAGUUCUUUCUGAAAGGAUUUUCUGCCUACCCUGCCCUGGAGCACCUGCUCUUCCCGCUGUGUUCAGCCAUGUACCUGGUGACCCUGCUGGGGAACACAGCCAUUGUGGCAGUCAGUGUGCUGGAUGUCCACCUACACACACCCAUGUACUUCUUCCUGAGCAACCUCUCCAUCCUGGACAUCUGUUACACAUCGUCAUUUACCCCCCUGAUGCUUGUUCACUUCCUGUCAACCCAGAAGACCAUCUCCUUCACUGGCUGUGCAGUUCAAAUGUGUCUGAGCUUGUCCACAGGCUCCACUGAGUGCCUACUACUUGCCAUCAUGGCCUAUGAUCGCUACCUGGCCAUUUGCUGGCCUCUCCAGUAUCCUGUGCUCAUGAGCCGCCAGCUCUGCCUGUUGCUGGUGGGAGCUGCCUGGACCUUCUCCCUUCUCAAGUCAGUGACUGAGACAGUCAUCGCCAUGAGGCUGCCCUUCUGUGGUCACUAUGUGAUCAGUCACUUCACCUGUGAGAUCUUGGCAGUGCUGAAGUUGGCAUGCGGCGAUACAUCUGUGAGUGAGGCCUUCUUGUUGGCCGGCAGCAUUCUGCUGUUGCCCAUGCCCCUAACUCUCAUCUGCCUCUCCUACACCCUUAUCUUGGUCACCAUUCUGAGGGUGCCCUCAUCCGCAGGGCGCCGAAAAGCCUUCUCGACCUGCUCAGCUCACCUGGCUGUGGUGGUGCUCUUCUACGGGGCUAUCAUCUACAUGUACAUGAAGCCCAAGAGCAAGGAAGCUCAUGUCUCUGAUGAAGUCUUCACUGUCCUCUAUGCUGUGGUCACACCCAUGUUGAACCCUGUCAUCUACAGCUUGAGGAACAAAGAGGUGAAAGAAGCUGCCAAGAAGGUGUGGAGCAGGAGUUGGUCCUUUAAGUGA
Messenger RNA from Elephantulus edwardii (Cape elephant shrew), 939 nucleotides. Its product is annotated as olfactory receptor 13J1-like. Gene Ontology annotation, molecular function: olfactory receptor activity; G protein-coupled receptor activity. The coding region runs from base 1 to 939 and encodes 312 amino acids. The transcript has a single exon. Gene Ontology annotation, cellular component: membrane. NCBI's taxonomy places the organism in Eukaryota, Metazoa, Chordata, Mammalia, Macroscelidea, Macroscelididae. Gene Ontology annotation, biological process: G protein-coupled receptor signaling pathway. The record is from RefSeq and is a predicted model, not a curated record.